This is a messenger RNA of Alligator mississippiensis (American alligator), 1828 nucleotides long. RefSeq names its product short transient receptor potential channel 2-like. The transcript has 6 exons. NCBI's taxonomy places the organism in Eukaryota, Metazoa, Chordata, Crocodylia, Alligatoridae. Gene Ontology annotation, cellular component: membrane; cation channel complex. Gene Ontology annotation, molecular function: store-operated calcium channel activity; inositol 1,4,5 trisphosphate binding; protein binding. The record is from RefSeq and is a predicted model, not a curated record. Bases 173 to 1828 code for a protein of 551 amino acids. Gene Ontology annotation, biological process: manganese ion transport; calcium ion transmembrane transport; regulation of cytosolic calcium ion concentration.
UUGGAGCCUCUGUGGGUAUUUGGAGGGGGCAGUUGGGCACUUCACAUCCCAGCAGCCUUGAGUCAGUGGGUGCUGAACCGAAGCCUCACCAGCAACCAGGGGCUUAGGCAUCCAGCUGGCAGGGACGGCGUGGCAGGCACAGCAGGGCAGCGAGCCUGCUAAGGAGAGCGCCAUGCAGCCCAACUGGAGGGAGAUCGUCAACAGGAAGCUGAAGUUCCCGCGGGGGCUGCUGAGCGCCAUCCAGGACGGGAACCUGCCCGUGGUGCAGCAGCUGCUGCAGGUGGGCGAUGGCAUCCUGCGGCAGCUGGACGAGACCGAGGACCGGGCAUGGCGGGAAGCCCUCAACCUGGCCAUCCGUGUGGGCGGGGAGGAAGUGGCCAAAGCCUUGCUGCGCUACGUCAAAUUCGACUUCCGCCAGGUCCACGAGGCUCUGCUGGUGGCUGUGGACACCAACCAGCCCCACGUGGUCAAGCUGCUGCUGGACCGGCUGAACCAGGAGAAGGGACUCAAGAUGGACCUCAAGUCCUUCUCGCUGGCCUUCUUCGACAACACCAUCGACGCCUCCCGCUUCGCGCCCGGCGUGACGCCGCUCACCCUGGCCUGCGAGAAGGACCUCUACGAGAUCGUGGACAUGCUGACGCAGAAAGGCCACACCAUCUCCCACCCCCACCGCGUCUCCUGUCCCUGCCUGGAGUGCACCAACGCCCGCCAGUACGACCUGCUCAAGUUCUCCCUCUCCCGCAUCAACACCUAUAAGGGCCUCGCCAGCCACGCCUACCUCUCGGUUGCCAGCGAGGAUGCCAUGCUUGCUGCCUUCAAGCUCAGUCACGAGCUCAAGCGCCUCUCUUGCAAGGAGCCCGAGUUCAAGCCCGAGUACCUGCGCCUGGAGCAGCUGAGCCAGGAGUUUGCCUUCGAGCUGCUGGGGAUGUGCCGCAACCAGAGCGAGGUGGCGGCCGUGCUCAAUGACCUGGGGGACAGCAGCGAGGAGGAGGAUCUGGGCAGCCAGGCCUUCGAGGAGGGCAUCCCCAACCUGGCCCGGCUCCGCCUGGCCGUCCAUUACGACCAGAAGAGGUUUGUCGCACACCCCAUCUGCCAGCAAGUGCUGUCAUCCAUCUGGUGCGGGAACCUGUCUGGCUGGCGUGGCAGCAACACCCUCUGGAAGCUCUUUGUCUCCUGCUCCAUCUUCCUUACCAUGCCCAUCCUGUGCCUGCUCUACUGGGUUGCUCCCAAGUCCCGGUUGGGCAAAAUGCUGAAGAUCCCAGUGAUCAAGUUCCUCCUGCACUCUGCCUCGUACCUCUGUUUCCUGGUCUUCCUGCUGCUGGAGUCCGUGGUGCUGGAGCGCAAGCACAAAGACUUCCUGGGCCGGAGCCAGACCUUGUGGGGCAACUCCUGGCACAUGAUCUGGGUGGCAGGCUUCUUCUGGUACGAGUGCAAGGAGGUGUGGAUCGAAGGGCUGCGCAGCUACCUGCUCGACUGGUGGAACUUCCUGGACAUCGUCACGCUCAGCAUGUACCUGGCCUCCUUCGUGCUGCGGGUGCUGGUCUCCGUGAUGGGCCGGUACCACUGCUGGGACGCCCCCUCCUCGCCCGAGUGCUACUACUUCACCAAAGCCGGUGAGCUCCCAUACUGCUGCUGCUGGGGCUCCAGCCUCUCCCCCUGGGGGACAUGCCACCCCCCGCCCUGUCCAGCAGGCCCCCUGGUCUGGGACGGCAGCUGCCUCCAGUCACUUCACUCUUGCCAACACAGAGGCCAGCGAGUACAAGCCAGGACAGUGCUUCCUGUGCAAGAACGGGCUGAGACCCAGCAAACUCAUUCCCAGGGGCAGUGA